Aureobasidium uvarum is the source of this 1100-nucleotide messenger RNA. The record is from the annotation of a GenBank genome assembly. Lineage: Eukaryota; Fungi; Ascomycota; Dothideomycetes; Dothideales; Saccotheciaceae.
UCAUGUCGGUCGAUGAGAAUAAGAUCGCCAUACAACACGUCGAGGAUUUCGACAAAGUGCAAGAUGCUCAACACACUUUUGAGGAUCUUCCUGAAUCACUCUGCGAACUCAACCAGCAGGAGCUAGCCACACUCGGGAAAUGGACGACUCUGAAGCUGGAUUGUAUAAUCAUGCCAGCACUUACAAUUCUCUAUAUCUUGAACUAUCUGGACCGUCAGAAUAUUGCUGCGAGUAAGCUGGCCAACAUCAUGGAGGACUUGAACAUGUCUGUCCAGCAAUACAACACAUGUGUCAGCAUAUUGUUUGUGGGCUACAUACUUAUGCAGGUUCCAUCCAAUCUUGUACUUAGCAAGAUUCGAUGGCCAGCUGUGUGGAUUUGCAGCGCGGUUGCUGCUUGGGGCGCAGUCUCUGCUGCCACAGCGGCGGUAUCAUCGUUCGGUGGCCUUCUGGCCUGCAGAUUCAUGCUGGGAUUCGUCGAGAGUGUUUUCUUUCCAGGAGCGUUCUUCUACCUGUCCAUGUUCUACAGCAGGAAGCAAAGUGAGUUGACUCCUUCUGCUCCCGAAACUCUGAGUAUCGCUGAGCGUUACANNGUUGCCCUUCGUACUGCCAUCCUUUAUUCCGGCUCUCAGCUCGGCAACGCAUUUGGCACAUUGCUAGCCAUCGGGAUUAUGAAACUGGACGGCUAUCAUGGUCUGCAGGGCUGGCGGUGGCUCUUUCUGAUAGAGGGAGUGCUCACCAUAGGUAUUGCACUCAUGAAGAUCUGGACUUUCUCGCAACGGCAAUUAGACUUUCUCAAAUGGAAUUACGAACGUGACCAAAACCAACAAGAUGAGUCCGACGAGGUUACAGCACUGCAAGGCUUCUUACUUGCAGUAAGAGAUCCGAAGACAUGGCUCAUGUGCAGUACCCUAUAUGCCACAUACACGGCCGCCGCAGUGAACAACUUCUUUCCGACGGUCGUUGGUGGUUUAGGUUUUGGCAGGAAUUUAACCUACGCAUUGACGGCACCGCCAUUCAUUCUCUGCGUGGUUGCCAUGCUAUGCAACGGCUUUCAUAGCGACAAGGUUAGUGAACUAUUCAUAACAGGCAGACCCGAUGGC